ACUGUUUGAAACGUCCACAUAUAUAAGCUGUUUGGUCAUGUUUUCAAAUCUUAAAAACUCUUAUUUAAAAAACGGUUCUUAGUUUUUUUUAAUUAAAAGUUAAAGAGACAGGUUUUUAUAUUCCGAUAAGAAUUCCAUCAUAAGAAGCCUCCAAUAAUCAUGCUCUUAGAGCAUCAGACCACCUCCAUCGGGACUUUUUAAGUGGAGUUCCAAACAAAAGAAAGAAAAAAAAUAAAUGAAAAAGAAAAAAAACACAGAACCACUGUUUAAACUGGGAUUUUUAGGAUUGGUAAGAACUCUUACGUGUCACAUUCUUAUUUGACCAUCCAUUUAUCUCUCUCUCCUUCGUCGUCGGGGUUUUCAUCUGAAAUCUCAUUUUCUCUCUUCCUCCUCCAAGCUCGAUCUCUCCAUCUUCUAUGUCGAUUGAUGUCGAUUUCCUUCUCUGUCGUUUCUCUAUCGAUUCAGAUGUCCAUUUCUCUGUUGAUUCUGAUGUCCAUUGAGAAGAUAUAUUAUCUCCUCCUCUGAGAUUCUUUCGUUUUAAAGUGAAAAGAUGACAACUAAUAGAUCCAAGUCGGAAAAGAAGGAUGCGGAGAAGCAGCUCCGGCGGGACCCUUACGAGGUUCUAGGAGUCUUGAAGAACUCUACGGAUCAGGAGAUUAAGAGCACUUAUCGGAAACUAUCUCUCAAGAACCAUCCUGAUAAGACUGCAAAUGACCCGGUUGCGGCCGACAUGUUUAAGGAGGUCACCUUUUCCUACAACAUCUUGUCUGACCCGGAGAAACGCCGCCAGUAUGAUACUGCUGGUUUUGAGAGGCCGUUGAAGUAGAAGGCCAAGAGCUGGAGCAGUGGAGCUGGAUCUCUCAAGUUUAGGAGCUGUUUUGCCAACGUAAUACCUCUCCUCUCUUGCUAAGUCUUUGAACUUUAUAAGAUCAUAUUCAUAGCAUCUGGAACAUGAGUAAUGUCAAAUCAGUGCCUGCGUUUGUUUAGCAUCUUGAUCACAAGAUCACAUGAGUUUGUUUCUAUUUUAUCAGUGCCUGCAUUUGUUUAGAUACAUUGUCAAUUUGAUUGUUUCUUAUGUGUGAGUUUGUGUUACCUUUCAUUGGUUUACAUAAACAUGUUAUGAAAUCCAAACAUUCAACUUCUAAAAAAAAAAAAAAUUUUUUUAAGAACCUCAAGCAGGUUCUCCCAUUGGAUCAUAAAAAAAUUAAUUACACUAACAAAAGUUCUAAACUUCUCAAAUCAUAAAAUUAACUAUUAAAUUAUUCAUUAGAACCCAUAAUGGGUUCUAACCAUUGGACUUGCUCUCAUUAUCCCAAAGACCCAUUUAGGAUCUCUUAAUUUUUUUUAAUAUUUUCCAGUCUUAAAAGUUAUUUAAUUAAGAGACCUACUUAAGAGAUACCAUAAUUUGUGUUCCAAUGGGAGUCUCUUAUUUAGGGUUUCUUAAAAAAAAAUAUUAACAUUGUUUAUAUAAAAAUAAAAUUUAUUUAUUAAAUAAAACAUUAUAAAAGAUAACAUUUUAAACAUAAAUUUAAAUAAAUAACUUAAAAACAAAGAUUAGAAAGAAAAAAACGAUAAAAUUUUGAAAGAAGCAUCCGAGCUCAGUUGAUGCCUUCAUCACGUUCAAAUUUAAGUCAUACAUGUUCAACCAAAUCAUCUUUUAAUUGUUGAUGCAUUUGUCUAUCACGAAUUCUUUUCUGAACACCCAUGGUAUUGGCGAUAUUUGUAGGGCACUAAUUCCUUGAUUAUUUUUUUUCUCUAAUUUUGAUAUUUGACACAUUAAGUCGCUAUGCUUUCUACCUAUUUGUUGAUGGUGUUGGCAAAAAACUAACAACAAAAGUCACUUGCAGGCCGAGAUGACCCGAAAGCAAUUAGAAACUCUCAGCCCUCCCAUCAUGAAGCAAAUUCUACCACUAGUGGAACAGCUCCCUCCCCUGUACAUGGACUUGGUAAAAGGAAGAGAAGACUUCAUUCCAAAACCAGAAGAAACAAGACGCCUUGUAUGAGAAACCCAUAAUGUUCUUGUAUUCGUGUCUUGUUAAAAAUGUUCAGGUAAGGUCAUAAUGUUGCAACCCAUUUAUAUUAUAAACACGAGCAACAGAAACUUUUUUGGUUGCAUAUGCUUAUAAUGUUAUUAUAACUUUGUUUGUAGA
This is a messenger RNA of Brassica napus (rape), 2150 nucleotides long. Its product is annotated as chaperone protein dnaJ 16-like. The record is from RefSeq and is a predicted model, not a curated record. Lineage: Eukaryota; Viridiplantae; Streptophyta; Magnoliopsida; Brassicales; Brassicaceae. Bases 551 to 826 code for a protein of 91 amino acids. The transcript is spliced from 3 exons.